Molecule: messenger RNA, 1884 nt
Organism: Carya illinoinensis
Lineage: Eukaryota; Viridiplantae; Streptophyta; Magnoliopsida; Fagales; Juglandaceae
Product: protein DETOXIFICATION 35-like
Exons: 7
Coding region: 159-1607 (482 amino acids)
Biological process (GO): xenobiotic detoxification by transmembrane export across the plasma membrane
Cellular component (GO): membrane
Molecular function (GO): xenobiotic transmembrane transporter activity; antiporter activity
Source: RefSeq, a predicted model, not a curated record
CCCAUGAAUUGCGCAACUACUAUUCAACUUCAUGUACUUCGUCCAGUUUCCAAAUCAAAACCAAAGCCAAACCAACUUCUCGUCUCUUUUAAUACGCCAACGACUCCUCUCACAGUCCAGAAACUCGCUUCAUCGCUAACUCCAACACAACCUGCUCUAUGGACACGCCAUUGAUCGACGGCGACUACCCGCCUGUGAGAAGCGUGGGGGAGGCGAGGCGGGUCUUCUGGAAAGAGACGUCCAAGUUAUGGAAGAUAGCGGGGCCCAUUGCCUUCAACAUUCUGUGCCUCUAUGGCACCAACUCGGUCACCAACAUCUUUGUCGGCCACAUCGGGGAAGUGGAGCUCUCCGCCGUAGCUAUCGCUCUCUCUGUCAUCGGCACCUUCUCUUUCGGCUUCAUGCUUGGUAUGGGGAGUGCCCUGGAGACGCUUUGUGGUCAAGCUUUUGGUGCCGGACAAAUCUACUUGCUCGGUAUUUACAUGCAACGAUCCUGGAUUAUCCUCUGGGUCUCCUGUAUUGUUAUCUUGCCGAUUUACGUAUUUGCUACCCCGAUUCUAAAGUUCCUAGGACAAGAAGAUGACAUAGCUGAUCUUGCUGGAAAAUUCACUGUUUUAAUCAUUCCCCAGUUAUUCUCAUUUGCCUUCAAUUUCCCAACGCAAAAGUUCCUUCAGGCCCAGAGCAAGGUUAGUGUGCUUGCAUGGAUCGGGUUCGUGGCUCUAAUAAUACACUUGGGGAUGCUUGGUCUUUUCAUAUAUGUAUUCGGUUGGGGGGUAACUGGUGCAGCCAUUGCACUGGACAUCACAGGUUGGGAGAUCGCCGUGGCUCAGGUUGUCUAUGUUGUAUUUUGGUGCAACGAAGGGUGGAAUGGAUUGUCUUGGUUGGCUUUCAAAGACAUUUGGGCCUUUGUUAGGCUCUCACUUGCAUCGGCAGUGAUGCUUUGCCUAGAAAUUUGGUAUAUGAUGAGCAUAAUAAUUCUUACCGGUCACCUUGAUAAUGCUGUGAUUGCUGUCGGUUCCCUCUCUAUUUGCAUGAAUUUCAACGGGUGGGAAGCCAUGCUGUUCAUUGGAAUAAAUGCAGCUAUAAGUGUUCGAGUUUCCAAUGAACUUGGACUGGGGCAUCCAAGAGCUGCAAAAUACUCUGUUUAUGUGACAGUACUUCAGUCUCUACUCAUUGGGAUUUUUUUCAUGGUCGUGAUCCUAAUAACUAAAGAUUAUUUUGCCGUCAUUUUCACAAGCAGCGAAGAUUUACAAAGAGCUGUCUCUCGUUUGGCAUUCCUUCUUGGCGUGACCAUGGUUCUUAACAGUGUUCAACCUGUAAUUUCAGGCGUUGCUGUUGGAGGUGGUUGGCAAGCAUUGGUGGCUUAUAUCAACUUGGGUAGUUAUUAUGUUUUUGGGCUUCCACUUGGAUUCCUUCUUGGUUACACAGCAAAAUUGGGAGUGAUGGGACUUUGGGGCGGCAUGAUAUGCGGAACUGCUCUACAGACUUUGCUACUCUUGCUUGUACUGUAUAAAACUAACUGGAACAAGGAGGUUGAACAAACCACGGAACGCAUGCAGAAGUGGGGUGGCCAAGAUAUCAAAACCGACAUGAUACCUGAUAAUGUGUGAACUUGCUUAUUAUAUAUAAAAUUGUCUACUCAUUACUACCGAAAUAAUUUUCGGUGCCUCAAGUGACCCCAAAAUUGCAUGCCAUUCAUUCAAUUUGGGUCGUCACUUUUGCAUUUCUUUAUGAUAAUACGAUGGCUUUCAUAUGAGCCGCAAUUUUGAGCUCAAAGUUAGAUGUACAUAUCAUCCAUCAUAUUCCGGUUAGGAGUUUGACAUUUUACGUCAGGGUUUUGAGUACUAUCCUCCUAUUAAUUAAGCUCGAAAUUAAAUUCCAUAAUAA